This is a messenger RNA of Microthlaspi erraticum, 1284 nucleotides long. The record is from the annotation of a GenBank genome assembly. Lineage: Eukaryota; Viridiplantae; Streptophyta; Magnoliopsida; Brassicales; Brassicaceae.
AUGACCUCUGUGUUUCCCCGUUGUCUGGUCUCUUCUUCUUCUUCGGCGUCUUUCUCUGUUCCAAACCGUCCUCCUCUGAGGUACGCCGUGCUUGGUGCUGGUUUUGCUGGACUUUCUGUUGCCUGGUACCUGCUUAAGGACAGUCCAAAGGAUGUGAGAUUAAGUGUUGAUGUAUAUGAUGAAAUUGGGAUAGGAGGUGGUGCUUCUGGAGUUUCUGGAGGCCUCCUCCACCCUUAUUCUCCUAAAGGGAAGCUACUAUGGCAUGGUGCAGAGUGUUGGAGAGAAUGUUUAGAGCUCUUGAAUGUUGCAGAGACAGCAGCUUCUUCUUUUUCAACGUCCCCAUCUCCGGGUGACUGUAACGAGGGUUUUGGAGACUUUAUGGUUCGAAGAAGGGGAAUCUUGAGACCAGCAACAAAUGCAAAGACUUUGGGUUUAAUGAGUGAUAAUGCUCGAAACUGCCUUGCCAGUUGUGUAGUAGAGACUCUUGACAAAGAAGGUGCCCAAAAACUUGUCCCCAAUCUAUGCUUGCCUUUGAACUGCGCCUUCUAUUUCCCAGGAGCUGUGAAUGUUAAUCCUCAGCGCUAUCUCCAGGGACUCUUUCUAGCAUGCCAGAACUCAGCAAGAGCAUCACUUGGAAGGAAAAACAUAACUCUGGUGAAGAAAUCUAUCGAUGAUGUGCUCCAACUUGAAGGAGAAUAUGAUGCUGUUGUAAUAUGUCUUGGAUCGAAGAUAGACUUUCUUGCCAGUCUCACUGGAAAGCUUCCUUUAAGGACAUGCAGAGGCGUCAUUACUCAUUUGCAGUUACCCGAGACUACCUUGGGAAGUUACCCUGAAGGUGGACCAUCGAUCUUGUCAGAAGCAUGGCUCGCUGUUCAGGGACCUCGCAGUCUACACAUGGGAUCAACAUGGGAAUGGCUAUCAAGAAACCACUCACCGGAUGUCUCAGCAGAGGAAGCUUCAAGAGCUCUCGCCGAGCUUCUUCCGAAGGCGAGGGCAGUUUAUCCAGAGAUAGACAAGUGGGAGUUUGCAGGAGCGAGGGCCGGUUUGAGAGCAAUGCCGCCUGUGACAAGCCAUGGUUCACUGCCGCUCUUGGGGUGUGUGAAUCAGCUCAUUGGUGCUGCGGCAUCAGGAGGGUCUUGCAGAUUCUGGGUGUUUGGAGGGCUUGGAUCAAGGGGACUACUCUAUCACGGUUGGCUUGGGAAACUCAUGGCUAAUGCUGUUUUGUGUUGCAAUGAAGAGCUGAUUCCUUUGGAACUAACUUCUUGGAAGAAAAACAGUCAAUAA